This is a messenger RNA of Rhinichthys klamathensis goyatoka, 4117 nucleotides long. RefSeq names its product clock circadian regulator a (gene clocka). The coding region runs from base 720 to 3401 and encodes 893 amino acids. Lineage: Eukaryota; Metazoa; Chordata; Actinopteri; Cypriniformes; Leuciscidae. Gene Ontology annotation, molecular function: protein dimerization activity; DNA-binding transcription factor activity, RNA polymerase II-specific; E-box binding. The record is from RefSeq and is a predicted model, not a curated record. Gene Ontology annotation, biological process: circadian regulation of gene expression; regulation of transcription by RNA polymerase II. Gene Ontology annotation, cellular component: cytoplasm; nucleus; CLOCK-BMAL transcription complex. The transcript has 25 exons.
CGCAUGCGCGUGGGAAGCCUAGGGUAGGCCCUGCUGUUUUUCUAACUCUAGUUCAAUCCUACACUGCCGUCUCAACCAAAACAAGGCGCAAGAAAAUCCCCCUCCUGGACGGCAAAUAACCGAGGGUUGGAUUGGCAUUGCCAUUGGAUUGGAGUUACUUUGUUUGGAAUUAAAACGCUCAAUGACAAUCUACAAGAGCCCUUCUGCAACCUUUCCAACCUAAAGAAGGCGUAACAGGUGAGCAAGGGCGAGGAAAUAGGAUGUUUGUCUGCGUUUGACCUGUGGACACAAUCAGCCGCCUUUAGACUGGGAGAGGCUCACGUGAGCUUGGCUAUAACAAUAUACAGAAGCAAACAGAUUUAAGAGCAGAUUUACAGUGGUUCAGGAGCGUUGCUGCUAUUACAGAAAUAAUGACAUGAGUAGUGCUAACAUGUGGUGCCUCCAGUCUCACACCCGACUGAAAGCACACACACCCCACAGGGACCCACAGCAGGCCUUUCUACCUUGACCUCAGAAUCCUCUGAUUGACCCUGCACACAAAAACAUUCAUAUUCACACGCACCUUCUGUCUUGCCCACCGAUUGUCCUCAUCCUACAUCCUGUGGCAAGCUUCUCUCUUCCUUCCUUAGAGCAAGCACGCCUGAAGGUUAAUGUACAAAUGUCUACCUCACGCUUAAAGAUCCUCUCUCUACAACUGCGACCCUGAACACACUACAAAAAUGACCUCCAGCAUAGACCGGGAUGACAGCAGUAUCUUUGAUGGGUUGAUGGAAGAAGAUGAGAAGGACAAAGCAAAAAGAGUAUCUAGGAACAAGUCGGAAAAGAAGAGGCGAGACCAGUUCAAUGUGCUCAUCAAGGAACUGGGCACCAUGUUGCCGGGAAACACCCGCAAGAUGGACAAGUCUACCAUCCUACAAAAGAGCAUCGACUUCCUGCGCAAGCACAAAGAAAUUGCUGCGCAGUCUGAGUCGAGUGAAAUCCGUCAGGACUGGAAGCCGCCCUUUCUUAGCAAUGAGGAGUUCACACAGCUGAUGCUGGAGGCAUUAGAUGGCUUCUUUCUGGCCAUCAUGACGGACGGCAACAUAAUCUACGUCUCAGAAAGCGUUACGUCUUUAUUAGAACAUCUACCUUCUGAUCUUGUGGAUCAGAAUCUGUUGAAUUUCCUCCCUCUUGGUGAGCAUUCGGAGGUGUAUAAAGCCCUGUCCACACACAUGCUGGAAGGAGAGACCCUCACCCCAGACUAUCUAAAGACAAAGAACCAGUUAGAGUUCUGUUGCCACAUGCUCCGGGGCACGAUCGACCCGAAAGAGCCGCCCGUUUAUGAGUAUGUCAAGUUCAUCGGAAACUUUAAGUCCCUCAACACUGUGCCUAACUCAACACGUAACGGCUUUGAGGGAGUGAUCCAGCGAUCGCUGAGGCCUGCUUUUGAAGACAGAGUGUGUUUCAUAGCAACUGUGAGGUUAGCCAAACCUCAGUUUAUCAAGGAAAUGUGUACUGUAGAGGAGCCCAAUGAGGAAUUCACCUCCAGACACAGUUUAGAGUGGAAAUUCCUCUUCUUGGACCACAGGGCUCCUCCCAUCAUAGGUUACCUACCCUUUGAGGUUCUGGGUACUUCAGGGUACGACUACUAUCACGUGGAUGACCUGGAGACUCUGGCCAAGUGCCAUGAACACUUGAUGCAGUAUGGUAAGGGCAAGUCGUGCUAUUACCGUUUUCUGACUAAAGGUCAGCAGUGGAUCUGGCUUCAGACUCACUACUAUAUCACCUACCACCAGUGGAACUCGCGGCCUGAGUUCAUCGUCUGCACACACACUGUGGUCAGUUAUGCUGAAGUGAGGGCUGAACAGCGCAGGGAGUUGGGCAUUGAGGAAUCGCCUCCUGAGAUCUCAGCAGACAAGUCUCAAGACUCCGGCUCUGAGUCCCAAUUAAACACCUCCAGCCUGAAGGAGGCACUAGAGCGAUUCGAUCGCAGCCGCACACCCUCUGCCUCAUCACGGAGUUCCCGCAAGUCCUCCUCACACACCGCCGUCUCGGACCCCACAUCCACACAGACAAAGCUGCAGACAGACCAUAGCACACCACCCCGCCAAUCAGUGUCUGCCAUUGAGAUGACAUCACAGCGGAGGUCCUCCAUUAGCAGUCAGUCGAUGAGUUCUCAGAACACAGGACAGACAAUGGCAACAUCUAUUGUGUCUCAGCCUCAGCAGCCUCAACCACUUCAGCCCACUGUGCAGCCAGUUAUCCAGUUUUCCACACAAAUGGAUGCAAUGCAGCAUCUUAAGGAGCAGCUUGAACAGCGAACACGCAUGAUUGAGGCCAACAUCCACAGACAACAAGAAGAACUGCGGCAAAUCCAGGGCGAGCUGCAAAGGGUUCAAGGGCAGGGCUUACAGAUGUUCCUGCAGCCAGGAGGCGGCAGUCUCAACCUCGGCUCAGUACAGCUGACGCAGGGAUCGUCCGUGCAGCCAGGGGGCGCUCUGUCCAUGCAGGGGGCCGUGGUGCCGGCGGGGAGCCUACAAAGCGGCCUCCAAUCCACACACACGGGGACGCAACACACUGUCACACAGCAUCCUCAGCAGGCUCUGCCACAGCAACAGAACCUUCUCAGAGAUCAGAGCUCCACCCUAACUCAGCAGUCUCAGAGGUCGUCUCACAUGUUGCAGUCUCCUCAGGGAGCACUGCCGGCAUCUUUGUAUAAUACCAUGAUGAUCUCUCAGCCGGCGCAGGCCAAUGUUGUGCAGAUCGCCACAAGCCUGGCCCAGAACAGCAGCCCGAGCGGAGCCGCGGUCGCCACCUUCUCACAAGACCGGCAGAUACGGUUCCCUGCUGCCCAACAGCUCCUCACUAAGCUAGUAACCGGCCCAAUGGCAUGUGGUGCAGUUAUGGUUCCUACCACCAUGUUCAUGGGGCAGGUGGUGACUGCCUUUGCCCCGCAGCAGGGCCAGCCUCAAACAAUCAGCAUCACCCAGCAGCCGCCUGCACAGACGCCGGAGCAGCAGGCUCAGACGCAGUCACAGACAGCUACAGGAACAGCCCAACAGCAAGGACAGGUCCAGGCUCAGCUCGCCCAGCAGCAAACACAAUUCCUACAGGCCCCUCGGCUUUUGCAUGGCAACCAGUCUACCCAGCUGAUCCUUCAGGCAGCGUUUCCUCUGCAACAGCAAGGCACCUUUGCAGCUGCAACACAACAACAGCAGCAACUGCAACAGCAGCAGCAACAGCUGCAGCAGCAACAUCAACAACAACAGCAGCAGCUGCAACAACAUCAUCAACAACAGCAGCAGCAGCUGCAGCAGCAACAGCAGCAACAGCUGCAACAACAACAGCAACAGCAGCAGCAGCAACUGGCAGCUCAUCGCUCAGACAGCAUGACGGACCGCUCCAAUGCGCCACCUCAGUAGCUGACCGCACGUCAGGGACACAACCAAACCUCCCCUGAGCAGUCUUGCAUGCUGGGGGGCUUCUGAGGGGGGUGUUUCAAGCUAAAAAAAUAACAACAGUAUUUUUACUGUACCCUCUCAGAUACCCUUCCACUGCUUAUAGGUGAAGGGCCAGACCUAAUUGGGUGUCGUUUUUUCACCCCAUGCCCUAUUCCACCUAUAGGUAGUUGAUCAACGGCUGCUUGCACUGAAUUGUGGGAGUGGUCCGACCACGAACGCUGAACUUAUCUGCUGGCUGGCAAAGGGAGCAGCGGCGGCUGGUUUUCCCCAAGCUGUCACCAUCACACACCCUUCGUCUCGUAUGCCCAGUGUGUGCCGUCAUCCCUCUUUCACAGGUUUAAUUUAUGCAGAACGAGUGCUUCGAGACUUGGAAGAAGUCCCGCAGGACAAACAGCACCUCUCUCUUUCUCUCCCUCUUUCCUCCUCAUUUUACUUGUCGAAGUAAUUAUGGGUCAGAAAAUAUUUUUAAGAAUGUCGUGUGGAUUCCACUUUUAUUGUACAGUUCACCUGUAAAAUAAUGUGUAAAUAUAUGGACAAAAGGAAAGAGAAACUAAUAUUUUAUAUGAUGCAUGAGAUGAAAAGCGUAGUCUGUUAUUUGUAGCUUUGAAUAUACUUUUUUUUUCUAAUAUUCAAAGGAAAAAAAAGCUAAACUUAAUACACAUAAUGGCUGAUCUCUU